GUGGCUGAACUCAAUUCAAAUCUAAAAAUGUCUUGAUUUGACCGCUUCUGAAAAUUUUCACGAAUUGUCGAUGUGACGCACCAAUCAUUUUGCGACAGUUUGACCUUCAAGUGCUCGCAACCCCCAUCAGUGGACGAUACCCUAGGAGCGUUGCCUUAUUAGGUUUUCGAUUCUUGCAUUAGUGCGAUGGUUUCCUACUGAUUAUGUUGGAUAAUGUAGAUUGGUCUAAAAAGGAUUCGUUUUGAAAUUUUAAAGUACACUUUGUCGCUAAAACGUAAAAGAAAAAAAUGAUUGAAAGAUGGAACGCAAAUUCUCCUGAUAUUCCCAUUGUUUUUGAAAUAAAUGAAACAGCAAAUUGGAUUAAAAGAAAUAAGUUUACUAGAGUAAUUAAAUUACAUGUUAUCUAAGUGUUUUAUAGGUUGGAUUACAAUUUCCAGAUGAACUUUUGGGUAUAUCGAUUGUUAUAUGUCGGCAGUUAAAUUCUAUUGUUACUGAUUGUCUGUGUGUUAUUCUUGGAGAUAGUUCGUUUGCAAGUUGUUGUGUUGAUGAAAUAGCUGGUCAACAUAUGAAAAUUGAUGCAUUAAUUCAUUAUGGUCGAGCAUGUUUAUCUAUAACAACUGGUUGUUUGCCUAUUUAUUAUGUAUUUGGCAAAUAUUCACCUUAUCAACUUAAUAAUGAAAUCCAAUCAUUCAAACAAAUUUCGCAUCAGUUGAUACAGAACAUUUUUGCUUAUUCAUCAGAAACUAUUACACCGUCAAUUCUUCUCAUUAUGUAUGAUUUUCGUUUUAAAGAUAUUGCUCAAUAUAUUUAUAAUGAAUUAAUAUCAAUGAGUAGUAAUGGUUCAGGUUCAUAUAAUCCUAAAUUAUUACCAAAAUUAAUAUGGUCUGAGCCAUACAUUAAUACAUUAGAUAAUUCAGUAAUAGAAGCCGACAGGAAAGAUGACAUGAAUAACCAUAAAAAUCAAUGGAUUCGUUGUGGACGAUUAUUAAUUCCUUAUCAAUUUGAUUUGGAUACUUUAAAUAGUAUCGAUAAUAAUAAUAAUAAACAUAGUUGGAUGAUGUUAUAUAUUGGACAUACAAAAGAAAGUGAUACAGAUUUAUAUUCAGUUUAUCGUAUUCUACUUUGUUUACCUGAAAUUGAUCCAUCAAAAACAAUUUUAUUUGAUCCAAUUACUUGUGAUUUAGAUUUAACUGGUUUACAAUUGAAUAGAUUAUUAAAAAGAAGAACAUAUUUAAUUGAGAAAGCAAAAGAUGCACAAUAUAUUGGAAUCUUGGUUUGUACAUUAUCUAUUAAACAUUAUCAACAUAUUAUUGAUCGUUUAAAAUUAUUAUUAAAAAAUGCAAAACGUUCAUGUAUCACAUUAAUUGUUGGUCGAUUAAAUCCAGAAAAAUUAGCUAAUUUACCUGAAUUACAAUUGUUAAUUAUAAUAGCUUGUCCUGAGACAAGUUUAUUAGAUUCAUAUAAUUUUCAUAUUCCUGUUAUAACACCAUAUGAAAUGGAAUGUGCUUUACAUUCAUGUUAUAUAAAUGAUUAUUCAUUAAAUGACGAACGUACAUGGACAGCAGAGAAAUUUUUCAUAGAUUUUCAUGAUUUAUUACCAGGUGGUCAAGCUUAUAUACCUGUGGAGAAUGUUAUUCCACAAAUAACUGAAUCAUUCGCUAUGGUUUCAUUAAUUGAUGGACAUAGUCGUUUUAUUCCAGAAAAUAAACUACAUCCUGAAGAUAAUUCUCAAUCUUUACUUGUUCAAUCAUCAGGUGAAUUAAUUGACUAUAAUCAAUGGAAUUUAUACGCUAAUCGAGUUAAUCGAACAUGGUAUGGUUUAGAUCCGAAAAUUGGUCAAACACCUAUAGCACAAAUAAAAGAUGGUCGUGUUGGUUUACCAACACAAUAUACAGAUGAAAAGAAUGUUGAAUGAUCCGAUUCAUUAUUAUUAUUAUACCCUUUGAUCUACUGAUCUAUGGACAAUUUGAUUUUGUACAUAAAAUUAUGAUAUUUGGAAUGUUUAUUAUGUUGAGAUGAUUUACUAAAAUAUUUAUUUUGUUUGCUGC
Molecule: messenger RNA, 2048 nt
Organism: Schistosoma bovis
Lineage: Eukaryota; Metazoa; Platyhelminthes; Trematoda; Strigeidida; Schistosomatidae
Source: the annotation of a GenBank genome assembly